AUCUCCGGUGAUGAAGCACGGCCUUCGGCUGGAGGCAUUUAAGACGAGGAACACACAGUCCCCGCCACAGCUGCAGGACCGAGGCAGACCUUGACAGGCUCAGGAAGGACAGAAGCCACCCUUGAGAGCAGAGGCACUAGCAGCAGCAGCAGCAGCAACAGCACCGCUACCAGCCGCCAGGAAACCAUGCUCCUAGCAACGUUUAAGCUGUGUGCUGGGAGCUCUUACAGACAUGUGCGCAACAUGAAGGGUCUGAGGCACCAAGCUGUGCUGGCCAUUGGCCAGGAGCUGAACCGGAGGGCACUGGGGGGCCCUACCCCUAGUGCAUGGAUUAACCAGGUCCGGCGCCGGAGCUCUCUGCUUGGUUCUCGGCUCGAAGACACUCUCUACAGCGACCAGGAACUGGCCUAUAUCCAGCAGGGAGAGGAGGCGAUGCAGAAGGCCCUGGGUAUCCUCAGCAGCCAGGAUGGCUGGAAGAAGGAGAACGAGCAGGUCAAUGGGGACAAAGUGCUGAGUAAAGUGGUCCCAGACGUGGGCAAGGUAUUCCGGCUGGAGGUGGUGCUGGACCAGCCCAUGGAGAGGCUUUAUGAAGAGCUUGUGGAACGUAUGGAGGCAAUGGGAGAGUGGAACCCGAAUGUCAAGGAGAUCAAGGUCUUGCAGAAGAUUGGAAAAGACACAGUGAUCACCCAUGAGCUGGCUGCAGAAUCAGCAGGAAACCUUGUGGGGCCCCGUGACUUUGUGAGUGUGCGCUGUGCCAAGCGCCGAGGCUCCACCUGUGUGUUGGCUGGCAUGGCUACACAUUUCGGGGAGGUGCCAGAGCAGAAAGGUGUCAUCAGAGCUGAGCACGGUCCCACUUGCAUGGUGCUCCAUCCUCUGGCUGGAAGUCCUUCAAAGACCAAACUGACUUGGCUGCUCAGCAUUGACCUCAAGGGAUGGCUGCCAAAGACUAUCAUCAACCAGGUCCUAUCACAGACCCAGGUGGACUUUGCCAACCAUCUGCGCAAGCGCCUGGAUUCCAGCUCUGCCCCUGAAGCCAGCUGUUAAAGGCCAGCCUGCUGCUCCCACCUGUUCUGGCUGCAUUGGCUUGCAUGCUCAUCAGGACAAUCCCUCCCAGAAGCCUGCAAGUCUGUCUGAGAUCAUCUGGGGACAGUGGGAUGGGUUGGCAGUGUACUUAGUUUAAUACUAGGCCUCAGAUUGGUAAAAUUUUAGUACCAAGUGAUUAGGGAAGAGGCUCUUAAAGAAAGCCUUCUAACUUCAUUCACUGAUUAGCUGUAAAAUGAAGGUUAAGGGUCCCAAAAUAUUUUUAAAACUUUUCUCUGGGACCUUACUUAUCUACUUAAAAACAUCUUAAAAUGCUACUAGCUGAGAGAGGGUGCAGAGGGUGCUAAAUACACGGAUGGGGACCUCACACCGUAUGGGCUCUAGAGCGCCAUUCCCUGCAGGCAGUGUGUGGACAUAGCAGGGUCUUACAGUAAGAGGGGCUCCAACCAUGCUCUGCUCAAGCAAGCAGGGAGCUACACCCAAGCACAGGCAACUCCCCAUAGCAGGUGCCUUCCAAACCUAGUCCGUUUUCUUGAUGAAAAAAUACAAAAUGAUUAGACUGGUUCCCUUACUUGUCCCAUGAGCACCAGUCAGAAUAAAGAAUCAUAACUAAUACAAAAGCUUCAGUCUGUACCUGUUUUAAAAUUCUACUCUUAAGAAAUCUGAGUUAAUUGCAACUUCAUACUAAAGGAGUCCUGGCCCAAAAUUUUAAAUUGAAUCCCUUAGCUCAUUAACAGGAAAAACUACUGGGGACCUAUGUCAUUCAAUUAUUUAGAAUCUGUCACCAAAACCUUUCAUAAAAAUUUAAUUUCCACGAUAAGCACAAGCCUAAAUCAGCUCUUAACUCUAUAAUUGAUAGCUGAUUAAAGGGCACUGGAAGAUGAAGAUUGAGGAUUUUUAUUUACCUAAUUAAAAGAAGGGAUAGUGCCAAAUAUGAGUGAAUGAAUGAUAAAGGAUAAAGUUGAAAAUAAAUUUUAUUAUUUUCCCAUUAGUGAUUGUUUAGACCUAAAAUGGUAACUGCAUCUUUAGAUCAGAGUCUAUCAGCUCUCAGCCUGGCUCAGGGCUGCCAAUUCCUCUGCUUUCAUAGGUCAAUAUUUUACUAUUUUGAGAGAAGAUGGCUGGAAGAAGGGGUAAUAUGGUGACAGUGAAUUUCCUUUCUGAGGUUCAAAGAAUUUAUGCUUUUAAAACAUAAAUCAGGAUGGCAUUAUUUUGCUAAAAUGUAUCCAUAAGAUGAAAAACCAACCACUACCACUUGAAGCUUUUCCAUUCUAGUGCUAAUAGCAUUGAUGAUUUAUACCAUUUGGAAAUAGAGCUUUACCUUAUUUAUUAAACAAAUUAGCAGUAGUAGGAAUGCUGGUAUUUAUUGAGAUAUCGAAAUUUUACAACUGAUAGAGAUAUUUAUUAUUAUUUAUUCAGAUUGUUUCUUACAGUACUCUAUUUUUGGCAAAGAUAAAAUUAUUGCUUAUCUAUCAAGGAGCUUCAGAGUGAGAAGGGAUAUUUGUAGAAAUAUUUCUAGAACAGAAUUAUUAUCUACUCCCAGCUAUGAAAAAAUGGUUACUUGUUUAAAGAUGUGUAAAGCAAUAUAUAUUCUGGUUUUAAAAGAGAACAGGGUGAUAGUAAAGAAAUGGGCUUUCAACACACACCACCGUUUUGAGCUCAAUUGUAAUUUGCCUUCUUUAAACUAUGCAACUGUGUCUUUGAGAUGACUGGGGAGAUAUUCUCCCACUUGUUUCAUUUUACAAUGGAAUAAAAUAAGUUGUGAUGA
This is a messenger RNA of Hipposideros armiger (great roundleaf bat), 2806 nucleotides long. RefSeq names its product steroidogenic acute regulatory protein (gene STAR). Gene Ontology annotation, biological process: intracellular cholesterol transport; regulation of steroid biosynthetic process; steroid biosynthetic process. The transcript has 7 exons. Gene Ontology annotation, molecular function: cholesterol transfer activity; cholesterol binding. Gene Ontology annotation, cellular component: mitochondrion. Bases 187 to 1044 code for a protein of 285 amino acids. The record is from RefSeq and is a predicted model, not a curated record. NCBI's taxonomy places the organism in Eukaryota, Metazoa, Chordata, Mammalia, Chiroptera, Hipposideridae.